Messenger RNA from Naegleria fowleri, 5499 nucleotides. RefSeq lists its product as uncharacterized. The transcript has a single exon. Lineage: Eukaryota; Heterolobosea; Eutetramitea; Acrasida; Naegleriidae. The record is from RefSeq and is a predicted model, not a curated record. The coding region runs from base 1 to 5499 and encodes 1832 amino acids.
AUGGACCAACAGGAACCUCCUUCCCCUCAACAACAGGGUCAAAGCGAUGAAAAUCCGAAUAUCAGUAGUACCACAAGUAGCCCAAACAACAGCCCAAACUGGCUUUUGAAAAAACGACCUUCCCCUGUUUUCAAUUCUGUAGAGCAAACAACGAAUGAAAUAUCGUACAAUGAAGAACAGCAAGAUGAAAAUCAAACAGAUAAGGAAGAUUUAAUUAGAGAAUUGCAACAAGAGGCUUCUUUAGCAAAAGAACAACUCGCCACCACUGUUGAACAAAUGAAUUCUCUUUCCGAAAAGCUAGCUGAUUCAUUGGAAGACAUACUCAAAGGAGAUAUCGCGUUGAAGCAAGCAACAACAGAUCUAGAAAGUAAAAAAGAAGAGCUACGACAUUUUUCUCAUAUUAUUUCAGAGAAAGAAGAACGUAUAGAAUCAUUAAACCGGGAAUUGUGUCAGGCAAAAACUGAGAUUGAGAGCCUCAACCAUGAACUUUCUAUCAACUCUGAAAAUCUACGAGUUUGUACAGAACAAGCAAGACAAAACAACCAUCAAGUAGAAAGUCUCAGUUUGCAAUUAUCUUCAACAACAGAAGAAUUGAAUAGAGCUAUCAACACAGUCAAUGUAAAAACACAGGAAGUUGAAAGGGUUAAAUCUCAAAUUGAAGACGUCUCUAGUCAAUUAAUCAAAAAAACGCAGGAGCUUGAAGAAUCAACAAAUCAACUCCACGGUACAACUCAGGCACUCGAAACUCUCAGAGAAAAUAUGUACCGUCUUGAAAAUACUUGUCAAGAAACAACAAUAACUCUCAACAGUACAGUCCUUGAGUUAGAAGUACAACGCGAACUUGUUAGUGCAUUAACAAAGAAUCUUGGCGUUAAGGAGGACGAAUUGGCGAGCACUGCCUUGGAAUUGGGCGAGUACAAAGAAAGAUAUUCAAUGACUCAAUGUUCUUUAGAAAACGCCACACAUGAACUUUCAGAAACUCAAGAGCAGUUCAAAAUCACCUCCGAUCGUUUAUCUCAACUACAGCAAGAUCUAGAAGCAACAUCCUCUAAUCUUUCAAAUGCUCUUUGCGAGUUAGAGGUUACAAAGGAUAAUCUAAAGCAAACAUCUCUACAAAUUGAGUUGAGGCAAAAGGAGUUAGAACAUACCUCUUCAGAAUUAUUCAAUGCUAAUAUGCAACUUCAACAAGCAUCAAAUGAGGUGGCAAGAAUGACAGAAAAAUAUAAUGAAACCAAGAAUGAGCUCACAGAUACGACAGCACAGCUUACACUAACAAAAGAACAACUGAGUCAAUCCAUGAAUGAACUGGAGACAACUUCCAAGCAGUUGAAUGACACACUCAGCGAGUUGGAAUUUACUAAAGAAGAACUCGCAAGAACCAAUUCGACUCAUAACGAGUUGGCCAUGUCAAACACUGAAUUAGAAGAAACAAAACGAAAAUUAUUGGAAGCAUUAGCAACUGCGGAAAACUAUUCUAUUGAAAUUUCGCAAAAGGUCGAACAACUGUCUAACACGCAAGAUGUUCUCAACAACACUUUGAAAUCGUUAUCAGAAACAGAAGAAAAGUUCAACAACACUGUCGAAGAACUAAGGAAAUCUGAAGAAAAAUUCGAACUCACUGCCAAGGAGUUGCAAGAAACAAAAGAUGAACUUUGUUCUACCAAAGUAGAUCUUGACCAAACAAAGCAUCAGCUUUCAACAACCACCGAACACCUUGCCUUAACAAGAUCAGAUCUAGCAAAUUUAACGAAAAAUCUUGAGUCAGUAAGCAAUGAACUUAAACAAUCAAACUACACCCUUUCUUUAACCACUGAAAUGUUGAAAUCUACAAAAGAAGCUCUAGACUCAACUAGGACAAAUUUAGACUCCACAAAGGUCGCUCUUGCCGAAUCACAAGAACUGCUCAGAAUAACAAAAAAAGAAUUAAAAUCUAAAACAAGCGAUUUGGAUCGAACAACAAGAGAGUUGAACGAUACAAAAAACACUCUCCAAAAUACAAGAGAGCAUUAUGAACAAUGCACGCAAAAUUUAGAGUCAACUACACAGACGCUUGUUCAGUGCCAACAAAAGCUACAAGACACCCAAGAUAGCCUCGAUGCGGCUAAGAAUGACUUGUCUAGCAUUAAUGAUGAACUAAAAAGCACUCAAUCUGAACUUGGUAUGGUCAAAGAAGAAAAAGAAAUAUUACUCAAAGAUUUAGAACAAACAACCGAGCGUUUACACAUCAAAACUGAAGAGCUCAUGACCACGUCCAAUGCUCUUCAAUCUACUCACGCAUCAUUAACGUUGAAAAACGAAGAGCUUCAAACAAUGCAAAAAAUACUUGAUGCUACAAAUACAGAGCUCUCAAAUACAAAGAAAGAGCUACUAAUGUGCAAAUCAAGCCUUAAGCUUGUAAGCACAAAUCUCACCAAUGCAAAAAGCAUGAUAGAAAGCACAAAACAAGAGCUUGCACAAGCCAAUAAUUCUUUGAAGUCAACUACCGAAGCUCUGGAUAUUACCACACGACAACUUAGUGAGUCUAUCGAAUCCCACAAUCUUACUCGAAAUGAGCUAUCAAUUACACAUGAAGCUCUUAUUGAAACCAAAGAAAAGUUGGAAAAAACUACAUUUGAGUUGUCCCAAACAAAAGAUUUACUUACGGAAACACAACUCGCUUUUGAAAAAACAAUGGAGGAGAAAAUUUUGUUGUCAGAAGCUCACAACACCACAAAGGAUGAGCUUGAUUCAUCAAAGAAAACUUUAGAAGAGACGAAAUUACUUUUAGAACAAACGUAUUUGGAGCUUUCUAGAGUGAAUGAAGUGUUAAACGCCACUAAAGAGAAAUUGACUUUGAAAGAGAAAGAAUUGCAAGAGUCUAUUGAAGCCCAUAAUGCCACAAAGAAUGAACUGCUUCUAACCCAAAACAUUCUUGCUGAAACCAAAGUUGAAUUGAACGGAAAAUCAGAAGAGUUGGGUCGGACAGAAUUGGCAGUAGAAAAGUUCAAGGAAGAUUUAAAUGCCUUAAUUGAACGGAAUAAUAAUACCGAAAGUGAGCUGAAAAUUACCAAGGCCCAUCUUUCGGAGUGCUUGAGCGGAUGGGAAAAAACAAAGAUGGAACUAUCCCACGUGAAUGAAUUAUUAGCUAAAUAUCAAGAUCAUCUUGACCAAUCAUCGAGAGAUUUAGCUCAAACACAUGAGGCUCAUACCGCAACAAGAAACGAGCUUGAAGAAACAAAGUGUGUAUUGUUAGAAACGAAAGAUAACUUGAGAAUUUCUCAAGAAAAGAUUGAAGAAAUUACAAAGUUUCUACAAGAAUCUGCAGAAUCACACUACGCUACUAAAAGUGAACUUCUGAACAUUACUGAAUUACUGACACAAACCAAUAAUUCUCUUAAAGAGAAGACCGAAGAAUUGCAUCAAACGACUAAACUUCUCGAGAGAACCAAAUCAGAUUUCAUGGAUGUUGUAGAGACUCUUGAACGGUCAAAAAGUGAAUCUGAAAGCUUGAGACGCCAGUUGGACGAUGCACUUAAAGGUUGGGAGUUGACCAAGUCGGAAUUUUCUCGAACAAACGAAACCUUAAAAAUAAUUUCAACAUUGCUAAAUGAUAGCCAAGAAAAAUUAGACUCUACCACACGAGAGCUGCAUCACUCAGUGGAAGCUCAUAACAUCACAAAAUCUGAGCUUGCUGUUACAAAAAAACAUCUCUUAGAUACAAAAGAAAAUUUAGAACAAACACAGAACGAACUCGCAAACACUAACGCAAGUUUGACCAAUACCAAACUUGAGUUAAAUGUAGCUUGUCAAAAUCUUGGAGAAACAAUGAGUACUUUGUUGAAAACAGAAGAAAAACUCGAGAAUACAAAGAAAGCUUUGGAAAAGACAGAUAUAGACCUCGAAAAAAGAUCGGAAGAGGUGUUAACUUUAUUGGAUGCGAAGACAGAGCUCGAGAGUGAGCUAGAACAAUCGAAAUCUCUUGUACGUUCCAAAGAAGCAGAAAUUUUAGAUCUUUCUGAGACUCUCAAAAAUAUGACUGAAAAAACUGACUAUCUUACGUUGGAACUGAAGAAUACAACUUUAGCUUUGCAAGAAUCCACUGAUAAGCUACAACAAACACGUUUAGAACUUUCUGAGACAAGAAAUGAGCUCCAUCAAACAAAGGACACUCUUGAUGCAACUUCAAACAAUCUUGAACGCCAGCUAGUAGUAACUUCUGAAAAAAAUCAAACAAUCCUUCAACAAGAAUCUACUAUUCACGAGCUACAAUUAAAAAUAGAAUUACUUGACGACGAAUUGAAACACUCAAAAUUGACUAUUCAAACAAUGGAAGAACAGUCAUCUGCGCAACGGAAUUUGUUGCUUGAAAGAGAACAAGCUAUUGAAAAUCUCGAAACAGAAAGAUCACAACUUAAAAAUAUGCUGGCACAGCACGAGAAUACCAUAUCCUCAUUACAGUCGUUGCUAUCAGAAAGAGAUGCGAUUAUUAAGGAUCAGACAGAGGAUAUUAAUUUAAGAAUUGAAAACUUCAAUGCACUACAACAAGAAAAUAAUCUUAAAGACCAAGAAAACGAAAAAUUAGUUCAAGAGCUCAACCACCUGCGCUCAGUUUGUGAGGAUAAAAAACUGCAAUUAGCGAAUGCACAGGUGGUCAUCAACAACUGGGUUACAGAAAAUAUUUCUCAAGCCAACACUAUUGAAGAAUUACGUGAUUUAGUCAAAAAAAAGGAAGAAGAACUUUACUCUUUGCAACUAUCAACAAAUUCAAUUUUGAAUGAACGCAAAGAAGAGAUAAAUUUGCUGGAUGUUAAACUAAAAGAGGCGAACACAAGCAUAACAACCUUAACCGAAAAAGAUCAAGAGAAUAUGCUUCAAAUUCGGCAACUCUGGGACAAGAUUAAAGAAAGAGAUUUACAGAUUGAGAACCAAACUCGUGAUAUUAUUCGGUUAGAAGAAGAGCGAAGACAGUCUGAAUUUAAAUAUAGAAAAGAAAUUGAGCUAUUAAACAAGAUUAUAAUUGAUCUUGAGCAUUCAGCAAAGGAGAGCGAAAAAGAUAUCUUCCAAAUCAAACAGAUCAAUAACGAUCUCAAUCAAAAGAAUAUUGCCUUAGAGUUGGAGUCCAAACAAAUCAAAAAUCAAUUCCAAUCUAAGCAAAAGAAGAUCGAAGAGCUGACAACCAAGUUGCAAAUUGAGUUAAAGAGAAAUGAACGGAACGAAAAACAAAAAUCCAACCUUGUACGAAGUCUUAGAGAUCGAACAUUGAACAUGACCACAAAUUUAGAUCAAAAGAACAACUUACUGUUACAAGAUUUAACUCAAAAGAUAGAAGAAUUGCAACAAAAGUAUGAGGAGGUUGUUGAGCAGAGAAACGAGUUAAAAAAAGUGUGUCAUGCCUUACAAGCAAACAGGAAGGACCUAGAAACAAAUAAUUUUCCUCCCAGAAUUGCUAAAAACACUCUCAAGUUAAAAGGAUCACAAAAAAACCACACAACAGCAUGUACUUCUAACAAUCAUCAAUAA